Molecule: messenger RNA, 1707 nt
Organism: Malus domestica (apple)
Lineage: Eukaryota; Viridiplantae; Streptophyta; Magnoliopsida; Rosales; Rosaceae
Source: RefSeq, a predicted model, not a curated record
GGAGGGUAGAUAAUCUGCCUACGUGAAAGUGUGACAACUAUCAGACCAGAGAAUAACACUCUGGGAUCAGUCUAGCAUCGUUGGGAUCGGACAUUUGCAAAUUCACAGGUCAAUUGUUUGUUCGCAGGUUUUUUCGACUUUUCCGAUGAAGAUUUGGGCCUUGCGGCGUUUCUGGCCUUCCAUGAGAAAACCUAAGCUCUUGGAGAUGAAGAGAAAGCGCCUGAUAUCAUCUGGCAAUGAAGAACAAGGGCACUCUCCUCCAACAAAGUGUGAAACCAUUGGCAAGGAUGGAAUCAGUAAUUUGCCUGAUGAUGUUCUUCAUACCAUAAUCUCGUUAUUGAGUACGAGGGAGGCUGUAAGAACGAGCGUAUUGUCACGUAGGUGGAGGAACAUGUAUGCAUACACAUAAAAUCUUGAAUUUGAUUGGCGCGACGUAGUUUACGUGCCAGUCCAAGUCAUGCCCCAUGGAACAAUUUUCAGGAGAAAUGUGGAUUAUUUUCUAGCAACGUUAGAAAGAUUCUUAGCAUGUCAUUUGGGUUCGAAGGUUGUCUCCUUCAAGGUUCUCUGUUUCUUUCCAAGUAUGUACGACUUCAAGUCAAUGACUGGAUCGAUUUUGCCAUCGGAAAGGGUGUUGAAGAUCUUGACCUUGCCUUUACUUGUGACAACCCACCUAAGUGCACUGGUUGGAGUAGCGUCGACUAUUUUCCUGCUCAGAUCCUUCUGAAUGACGAAGAAUCCAAAUUAAGGCGUCUUUCCUUGCGCGGAUGCAUGCUCAAGUCAAAUUUUACCACAGGUUUCAGAACCUUAUCGACUCUUGUGUUGUGCGGUGUAAAUCUUGCUGGACAUGUUGAGCCGCACAUGUUUUCUUCUUGUAUGAACUUUGAGCAUUUAACAUUGCAACGGUGUUUUGGAUUAGAAAGAUUGUGCAUUGGUGAUUCUCUUCAAUGUUUGAAGGCACUGGUUGUGAUCCGCUGCGAAGGGUUAAAGGGGAUUGAGCUCAAUGCCACCAACCUUACCAGUUUUCAUUACAAGGGUGAUGAAAUCGAGUUCUCUUUCGAAUUGGUCCCCAAUCUGGAGGAAGUGUAUGUUAUGAUGCUGGAAAUUAAUGUGGUUCCGACUUACACUCGGUUAGAGAAACAACUUCCCCAUGUCAAGACCUUAGCAGUUGUCCGAGAUUGGACUUACAGUUACUCACCAUUCAACGAAGGCUCGGGAUUUAAAUCGGUGUUUCAUUUGGCCUCGAAUCUUCUCUUCACUGCAUCAAAUUGCUGUUGUAGAUGUUUAAUGUAAACUUCGUUUGUUUAUAUCAGAUUGUUGCAGAGCAGAAAAUUUUCCCCGCUUCAGAUUGUCCAGCGUUCUCGUAACCCGAAUUUGCAUUUUGACAAGUCUAAUGUCGCGAUCCCGCCUUCCUAUGUCAACAAGAUAAAGUGUUAUGGGGGGGAAAGAAAGCUAAAAUUAUAGUGGCACUGUAUGGUGAUGGUAGCUGUAUUUCUGGCUCUAUGGCCUGGUCCAGAAAUCUGAUUUUCGGCAUCGGCUCGGCGGGAUUUAAGGAUCUUUCUUUGUUUACUAUUUACCUAGUAAUACUUCUUACUAAGGUGAAGUUUUUUUUAGCUCUCUCGUUCAUAGUAGCAAUAUAAUGGUGGAUUUUUGGUUGACUGCAUGUACUUUCUUGCAAAUUACAGUUUCACAUUGUUGAAGCAGUAUAAA